This is a messenger RNA of Emys orbicularis (European pond turtle), 2019 nucleotides long. RefSeq names its product ankyrin repeat and sterile alpha motif domain containing 3 (gene ANKS3). The transcript has 15 exons. Gene Ontology annotation, cellular component: cilium. Lineage: Eukaryota; Metazoa; Chordata; Testudines; Emydidae. The coding region runs from base 1 to 2019 and encodes 672 amino acids. Gene Ontology annotation, molecular function: protein binding. The record is from RefSeq and is a predicted model, not a curated record.
AUGAUGUCAGAGCUGAGUGAUGAAGCCAGCGAAUCGGAGCUCCUGAACCGCAGCCUGUCCAUGUGGCAUGGGGUAGGCCAGAUGAUCUGUCGAGAAGAGCUGGAUGUUCCACUGGACCUACACACAGCGUCCUCCAUUGGCCAGUAUGAGGUGGUGCAGGAGUGUAUUCAGCGUGGGGAACUGGAUUUAAAUAAGAGAAACUGUGGUGGCUGGACCCCGCUGAUGUACGCCUCCUACAUCGGGCAUGAUACCAUCGUGCAUCUGCUGCUGGAGGCGGGAGUGAAUGUGAACGUCCCGACGCCGGAAGGGCAGACCCCACUUAUGCUGGCCUCCAGUUGUGGCAAUGAGAGCGUUGCCUACUUCCUCCUCCAGCAAGGCGCAGAACUGGAGAUGAAGGACAUUCAUGGCUGGACUGCCCUCUUCCACUGCACCAGUGCUGGACACCAGCAGAUGGUCAAAUUCUUACUGGACAAUGGGGCGAACGCCAACUGCAAGGAGCCUGUGUAUGGAUAUACACCUCUGAUGGAAGCAGCUGCCUCUGGCCAUGAGAUAAUUGUCCAGUAUCUUCUCAAUCAUGGCGUGAAGGUGGAUGUGAGAGAGAACACGGGAGCCACGGCACGGACUCUGGCCAUGAAGUAUGGACACAUGAAGAUCGUGGGGCUGAUGGAUCUACAUGCAGCCCCCAUGCCCAAAGUCUUCUGCAGGGGCCCAGGAAAAUACUGUGAAGAUCUGAGCUCCUCGGAUGAAUCGUGCUCCACUCCCCAAAGACAGAGACCAGUCCGUAAGACCAAGGGCCCCAGUAUCCAUGAGGGGCCCCAGGCUUUGGCUAAGAUAACAGCUGUCGGAAUUGCAGGGAAGAAGCAGUCUCGCUGUGAGCAGGUCCCUCUGCAGGGCUACGUUACGUUCAGUGACAAUGGCAGCUUUGAAGGGGAGGAUCUCCGGUUCCGGGAUGUCACCUCUCCAAUCAACGAGCAAGACGUGGAAAGUAGCAGCAGCAGGGAAGAGAAUGCUUUCUUCACCAACAACUUGGACACCAUCAGGAGCAGCAGCAGCAGCAGCAGCAGCGAGUGUCUGCCCAAAGCCCUGGGGGUCAGCAGUGAGGGCUCCCUGGAGAGCAAUGAGGACUCUGACCAUGCGGAAAAGCUCUCUAGUCGGAAACAGGCUAAAAGCUACGUGAAGAUCAAGACCCGGUACAGCAACAGUGACAGCCAGUGGUCUCAGAGCCCAGGCAAAGCUGGGGUGUCUAGUCAGCACUGUACGCUCCCUAACCCAGAGGCCACCACCUACACAGGACCCCAGGACCUGGCAACAUUCCUGGAGCAGAUCGGGUGUCUGAAGUACCUCCAGGUAUUUGAGGAGCAGGACAUCGACCUCCGGAUCUUCCUGACCCUCACAGAGAGUGAUCUCAAGGAAAUAGGCAUCACCCUGUUCGGGCCUAAGCGAAAGAUGACCUCUGCCAUUGCUCGAUGGCACAGCAAUGCCAGGCCUCCCAGCGAUGCCCUAGAGCUGGCCUAUGCAGAUCGGCUGGAGGCGGAAAUGCAGGAGAUGGCCAUUCAGCUGCACAAGAGGUGCGAGGAAGUGGAAGUGAUGAAGGGCCAGGUGUCCCAGGAGCAGGAGCUGCGGGCGGUGGUCGAAAGCUGCUUGAUGGAGCGGGACGUGGCUUGGAAUGAUGUCCAGAUCCAGCUGCGGGAGGCCCAGGCUAUCACCAGGGACGCUGGGGUCCUGCUAGAGCAAAUGAAAGCCUGUCAGGCGGAGCUAUGUUCCCGGCUGAAGCAAGGGCACCUGACUGGCAGGAUGCUGGAGACCAAGGCACGGCUGGGAGCUGGUGAGGACAGAUGGCCCGAGGGAGAAGGUCUAGAAGGAGGGUCAGUUUCCUUGAAGUCCCUGAGCCUGCCUGAGCUGUCAGCUUUCCUGGAAGAGCGUGUGGGAGAUAUGGGGAAUGCCCUGCAUUCUGUGACUCAGAACCUCGCGCGGCUACAGGCCUCGGAGCAAGGCAAGCAGAGCUGGCCAGAGCCCUAA